Molecule: messenger RNA, 2340 nt
Organism: Ostrinia nubilalis (European corn borer)
Lineage: Eukaryota; Metazoa; Arthropoda; Insecta; Lepidoptera; Crambidae
Gene: Marcal1
Product: SWI/SNF-related matrix-associated actin-dependent regulator of chromatin subfamily A-like protein 1
Exons: 14
Coding region: 121-2295 (724 amino acids)
Biological process (GO): DNA repair; replication fork processing
Molecular function (GO): ATP-dependent chromatin remodeler activity; ATP binding
Source: RefSeq, a predicted model, not a curated record
CUCGUUUUCUUUAAUUUGUUUGUAAAAAAGUUUGUUGUAUUUUUUUGUCUUGCGCUUACAACUUUUCGAAAAAGCCCAAUAAAACGCCUUAAUGCUUGAAGCAAUUGGAUAUCGUUAAAUAUGACUUGCACCAAAGAAGAAAUUGAGAGAAAACGACUUGCUGCACUACAGAAACGGCAAAACAAAUUAAUGAAUGUUACCCCCAACAAGUCGGCUGCUCUGCUCGCUUCAAAUUCAUUUGGAACUCCAAAAUCUUCCGGAUCCCCCAGGAACAAUGCAUACAAUUCAAAUGCAAGUUUUCACCCUUACGCCAGAGUUUCAAAUAGUUCAAACUCGCAAGCUGAAAACAGUGUUCCAGUGGGAAAGAUAGUCAACGGUACAAUAUACCUGAUAUCUGAGACAAGGUUUGAAGUGAAUCCCUCCGAAUUUUGUGUGCCUCUCAUAAAUAUCUUCAAGACUAUACCAUCAAGAAGCUACGAUCCAGGCUCCAAGUUGUGGAAUUUCUCUGUGGAUGAUUAUCAUGAGCUGAUAAAGAAAGUGGCUCCCUUAGCACCGCAUGUAGUGUUAGGAUCCCUGCCACCUUAUGUGUUGAAGGUACUACAAGGACAAACAAUGGACCCUAACAACAUUGACCUAACUCCUGUAGAAGCAACACUGAGGCAUAAACUAAUGCCUUUUCAAGAACAAGGUGUUAGGUUUGGAAUAGCUCGGCGAGGCCGCUGCAUGAUAGCUGACGACAUGGGCCUGGGCAAGACAUUCCAGGCGCUGGGCAUAGCCAGCUACUACCGACACAACUGGCCACUCCUUAUUGUUACUACUUCAUCAAUGAGAGAAACCUGGCAAAGUAAAAUCCACGAGCUUCUGCCAUCAGUCCCAUUAAUGAACAUAGCCACCCUCACAACUGGAAAAGAUGCUCAACUAGUGGCUGACAGACAAACAGAAAUAGUAAUAGUCAGUUACAAGAUCACAACAAUGCACACAGAUUUGCUGAAGAGCAAAAAGUUUGGAGUGGUUAUUAUUGACGAAUCUCACUACCUGAAAUCACACAAAGCGCAAUGUACGGUGGCACUUAAUAGUAUCACGCGGCAGUGCCAACGACUAGUCCUGCUGAGCGGGACGCCGGCUCUGAGCAGGCCCGCUGAGCUGUUCACUCAGCUGUCGCUCAUCGAGCCCAAGCUCUUCGGCUCCUACACUGAGUACGGCAAAAGAUAUUGCGCCGGCAAGCAGACCAAUUUCGGCUGGGACAUGAGUGGGCAGUCCAACCUGACAGAACUCCAGAUUCUGCUGCAGAAGCGGUUCCUCAUCCGCCGGACUAAGGAGCAGGUGCUUACUACUUUGGAGGGGAAGACCAGAGAAACAGUAUUACUAGACUGCACAUUGCUGCAGUUCUCCAAGGAGGAACAGCAAGGGCUGUCGCAAAUGGCCGAGGCCUACAACACAAAGAAAUCCACCGAGAAACACGCGGCCCUGGUCACUUACUUCAGUGAGUCGGCGCGAGUUAAAAUACCGGCUAUAUGUAAAUACAUCCGUCAAGUAACAAAGGAGACGGAAGGCAAGUUCCUUGUGUUCGCACACCACCGGAACAUGAUCGACGCGAUCUGUUCCACGCUGGACGAGGAGCGGGUCCCGUACAUCAGCAUCGUCGGCUCCACGCCUCCCGCCAGCCGAGCGGAGCUGGUAGACCGCUUCCAGCACAGUGCGUCGUGCCGCUGCGCCGUGCUGUCCGUCACGGCCGCCAACUCCGGCCUCACGCUCACCGCUGCCAACCUGGUUCUAUUCGCGGAGCUUCAUUGGAACCCGGGGAUCCUGACGCAAGCGGAGGCGCGUGCGCACCGUAUCGGCCAAGUUGGCGGCGUGUGCGUGCGCUACCUGAUCGCGCCCGCCACCGCCGACGACGCCAUCUGGCCCAUGCUGCAGAACAAACUCAACGUACUAAACGACGUAGGACUGAGUCGAGAUACAUUCGAGGAUAGCACUUUGAAACACCAGGAAAGUAAAAACAACAUGACUCAGUACCUAAGCCCGAUCAGCAAAAACAAGAAUGACUACAUACCUGGCACCAACAUAAGAAAAGGCACUCUUAAAUCGGAUACAUCAAAAAAUCAAAUGAAUGGACAAACAUCCAGUUUAAAUAGUCAAUUGAAUUGUCAAACGUCAAACGGCGAGAACACAGAUGACGUCAUUACGCAAUUUCACAUGGAAAAUGACAUCACAAUGCAUGAAAUCAGCGCCAUCGAAGAGUGUUUCUUGGGCGACGACGAAGACGAUGCUCUAUUAGCCAACUUAGAUUUAUGAUAUCAAGGAGUCUGUGAUUAGUUAUUUAAUAAAUUAUUUUUAGUA